Porites evermanni is the source of this 807-nucleotide messenger RNA. The record is from the annotation of a GenBank genome assembly. Lineage: Eukaryota; Metazoa; Cnidaria; Anthozoa; Scleractinia; Poritidae.
AUGCACUCAGAACAAGCAAGCGACGUAACUCUGGUACUAAAAGAUGGUAAAGAGAUUAGAGUGGAUGGGAACGAACUUUCAGCAGCGAGUGAUUUCUUUUCCACGCUUCAAAACACCGACAUGAAGGAGAGAAGGGAAGGAAUUAUUCGCUUAGAACAUAUUAGCGAGAAUGUUAUGAGAGAUGUGCUAGAAUUUGGGCGCUCGGGGACGGUACACAUAACGAAUGUUCAACAUGCUCAAGAUCUUUUCAAGGCAGCAGAUUAUUUUCUUAUUCCAGGCUUGAAAAAGGCGGCUGAGGGGUUCUUAAAGAUAUUACAACCUUCAAACUGUGUUUCAAUUUAUUGUUUUGCGACACGAUAUCCAUGCGAACUUGCGGUCACCGCAAGAGAAUAUAUCUUUGAAAACUUCGCCGAUGUGGCUGAAUCUCAAGCGUUUCUUCAACUGGAAAGCCAAGAAGUAGAGAAGUGGAUUUGCUGCGAUAAAAUAGUUGUGAGCUCCGAAGAAGUUGUCUUCAGGAUCAUUCUCAACUGGAUUAAACAAGCAAAGAGCGAGAGAAAAGGAAAGUUCUUAGAGUUAUUUCGUCACGUGCGACUGGCCUUUAUAUCGAGAGGCUAUUUGAAGAAAUAUGUUGUGACUAACCGCUACGUGAAAGAGAGUUCGAGCUGUUUAAAGCGCGUUAAAGUCGCUUUGAAAGGGACUUUUCCUGUAAGCGAGGAAGGUCAGCUGUCUUCUAGAAACUGGAGCGAUUUACAUCUCGACAAAUUAAUUUACCGGAAAGACGACUUUGUGUUAAUUAUGACCCCGUAA